This is a messenger RNA of Racocetra persica, 369 nucleotides long. The record is from the annotation of a GenBank genome assembly. NCBI's taxonomy places the organism in Eukaryota, Fungi, Glomeromycota, Glomeromycetes, Diversisporales, Gigasporaceae.
UGUAUCAUGCAGAGUCCAUUUCACUAGGUCAUCCAGCCAUUAAAUUAGCACAAUCAGAAACGGAUGAAAAGGCUCAAAAAGAAACGUACUAUCUUGUAAUGGAAUAUGCAAAUAACGGAAACUUACGAGAAUAUCUACGAAAUAAUAAAUUAGAAUGGCCGGAAAAAAUCCCAUUAACGAGCCAAAUAGCUGAAGGAAUGUUUUAUCUUCAUAAAAUUGAUAUUAUACAUCGUGAUUUGCACACUGCAAAUAUUCUUAUUCAUAAUGAAGACGUUAAAAUUUCGGAUUUUGGAUUUUCAAAAAAUCUUAAUACUACAGCAGUAACCAGUAGUAAAGAAUUGUAUGGUGUAAUUCCUUUUAUUGAUCCUC